CUCAGGUGCGCCGUCUGUAGCCCCGCCCUCCCCAGAGGCAGGACGUUGGUCGGCCCACCUGAGCGAUCAGAGAGACAAUAAAGCAGGAUUAAUCAUCUCGUCCAGGUAUAUAUUCUCAAGUCAAAUGAAAGGAUCUCGACUCUGAGCGAAUUUGGAGUUGUUUAAGAUGGAGGAGGUGUUUUUGAAAUCAGCGUUACCUGCGCAGGAGGCUUUUGUGCUGGAUGACACGAGUCUAGCUCUGCCGACCACACGAUCCUCAACCAAACUCGGUUCAAACGAGCGGAGUCGGCGUGUUCACCAGCAAGUUCAGCUCACACUGGCACGGAGGUCGAAAAAGGCUGUGUUAAAUGGCAGUGUCCAUUCAGUGAGAAAAAAUGCAAAGAGCUUUGAUGCUACAGACGGACUUCUAUCAAACAUAAAGGUAAAUGAGUUGCGUUACACCAACCGCUCCCUUUCAAGCAACCAUGUGCGGGGCCCAUCCAGGAGGGUGGAAGUGUCUCCAUCACAGAGCCCAGAGAGCCCUCGCUGUCGCUUUAAUUAUAAUACCCUGCAUUAUGGGACAUACAUUGUCCCUGAGCCCAGUCAGUCACACAGGGUGGGCACUGUGCUGGACCAAUCAUCUGGUUCUGAUGUAUUUAGGCGCUACGCCUUCUCAGAGAUGCCUCGAGGCACACAGCUGCACACAUCUGCCUCUAUGCAUGGGGUCAUCCGUCCAAGGAUGCUGAGACAGAUGUCAGGGCCACAACCUGUGUUUGCAAGUGCAGCACUCCAGCAAAAUUGUGAAUAUUUUUCUCCCCGGAGUCAUAACCAAACUGUUGCCAGACAGGAGAAACACACUGUGCAGGGACACAGUGAUAUGAUGCUUGGUGCUGUCCAGCCAGAUGAAGGGCUGCCCCGGUUGGCUCAGGUCAAGGGGAAUGGGCAGCGGCUCCGCAGACUGCAUUCAUACCCACCGUCGGUCACCAGCGUGGAAGUGGACACAGGGAGGCAGAUGCAAGUAGAACACUCCAUUCACCAGAUGCAGGUGCAAAAUGGCAUGGCACUGAAGUCAGAGAGCAAGCCUUCAGAGAUGACGUUGGAGAAGGCUGUGAACCUGUUGACCCAGGAUGAUGAGGAAACACUGGUUUGUGCAGCCAGCGUCAUACAAAAUCAGUGUUUCAAGAGCAGCAAGGCCAGAAAGACGGUGUCCUAUCUCCAUGGGAUUGGGAGGCUCCUCCAGCUACUCCACAAUGACAGUGAGGAGGUGCAGUGUGUCGCUGCUGGGGCUCUGCGUAAUGUUGUUUACCAGAGCAGUGAAAAUAAGAUGGAGGUGGAGGAGGGUGAUGGCCUGGCCAUCAUUUUAGGUGCACUGAAAAGCAGUCGUGAUGUGGAGACCAGACAGCAGCUUACUGGUCUUUUGUGGAACCUCUCCUCUCAUGACCUUUUAAAGGAGCGCCUCUCCAGGGAAGCCUUGUCUAUCCUCACCCAGUCAGUUCUGGUGCCCAGUUCAGGCAUUUCUGAAGGCGAGAACCCAAAAGACGAGUUCCUAGCUGAUGCUGAUGUUUUCUACCAUGCUACAGGCUGCCUGCGAAAUCUCAGCUCUGCUAGUCCAUAUAGCAGGAAAGCAAUGAGAGAGUGUGAGAAUCUUAUAGACUCUCUGGUCUACUACAUCCGAGGAACCAUUGCUGACUAUAAGACAGAUGACAAGUCCACAGAGAACUGCACGUGCAUCCUACACAACCUGUCUUAUCAGAUUGAGGCAGAGCUUCCAAAGAAGUUCACUCAAGAUCUCAGAGAGUCUCGACAAAACCUGGCUCCUAAGCCAAAGCCUGUCGGCUGCUUUGUUUAUCGCAGCGCAAGGAUCACAGAGCAUCUGGAGCAUCAGAGCCCCCUGCUGGAGGAGAAGGCUAAUCCCUGUGGCAUAGAGUGGCUGUGGAGUCCUAUCACUAUCCGGAUGUACCUGUCACUGAUUGCCCGCAGUGUGCGUCCCUUCUCUCAGGAGGCUGCUGUUGGAGCUCUGCAGAACAUCACAGCUGGAAAUGGAGCGAUGUCUGAAGUCAUCGCCUUCACCAUUGUUCAACGGGAAAAUGGUCUUCAACAUGUCAGGAAGUUGUUACAGGAGGGAGCGAGUGAUGUAAAGAGGACGGUCUUGUUUCUAAUAAAAAACCUCUCUCGCUACCAGGAACUGCAUCCUGAAAUUGUCAAGCAAGUGUUGCCGGAGGUGGUGGGAAUGUUGCCAAACGACGACACCAGCACUGACCUACCCGCUGAGGUGACUGCUUCUCUGUGUCAUAUUCUGAUUAAUCUGAGCCAGACUGACUCACAAAACAUCAGAGCCAUCGUCAAUCGGGGAGCCCUCCCGAAGAUCCUCAACAUUAGCAGAAAAGACAAUGGUUGUGGACCAACCAGAGCAGGUCAGGCAGCAUGCGUCCUGCUGCACACCAUGUGGAAACACACUGACCUCCAUGGGUCCUACAAGAAGUGUGGGUACAAGAAAGCUGAUUUCAUCAAUGCAAGGACAACUAAGGCUGUGAACUCUGGACGAAACUGAGCCGAAGGUCCUUAAAUCUCAAACUGCACUUAUUAAUAGUAUCUCAACAGUAUCUGCACGUGUGGUCCCAAAUCAGUCAGUGCACUGCUUUCCUGUAAACAGAUGUCACAGUUUAGUAAGAGAUGGAGUUUUUUUUUUCCCCUCAAUGUUGCAGACAAAACAUUGUAAACCCUGUCUACAUCUACCUUACAAGUCUCAUGAAAUCACUUUAAAAUUGUUUUUCUUCUGUGUUCAAAUGUAUUGCUCUCACUAGAUGUUUGUUAAAAUGGCUCGGGGGCAAACAUGGCUACUGGCAAAAAGAGAGGUGUUGUAGUAAAACAGAUGGAUAAUAAAACAAACAGGACAACAGAGGAACAUCUCUAGCAAAAGUAAUUCAAGUAAGAAAUUCAAAGUAUUCCUUUUAUAUUUAUGUGAAUCUAUAGUGGCAGCUUGGCAAUUAAUAUUGCUGUGUUAUUAAGCACGUCAGACAGUUAUUAUACAAAGAAUCACAAUGAAAAAAAUAUUUACACUAAAGAAAUUGUGAAGGAUGAUUUAAGGCUUUUUUGACAAACCAUUAAACUCCAAUUCAUUUCCUACUGUGAGACACAACAAGCUGAUUCUCUUUUUUUUUAAAGUCGUUUCCUCAAAGGAACAAACCGUUUUGAACCUUUAUUGUUCAUUAUUUUUGUAAAGGUUUAAGAAAACAUACAACACAACACGAGAACAGCUCACACCACUGGUGAAUUGAUCAACAAAUAUUUCAUAUGUUUGCACAGUAAAGUGUCUUCUUUAAUCACUUUUUCCCUAAUAAUGACUAUUACAAAAUAUACAUUACUGAAAAUGGUUUAUGGAUAAUGAACUAAAUCUUCCAUUACACUAAGUAUAGUGUAUGAAAUGGCACUUCUGUGGAUUAAUCCCUCUGUUACCUGAGAAAAGGCUGACCCAUUGAUCAAAAACUAGCUCAGGAUCACCAAAGAGGAAUAAAUCUCAGUAAGUUCAAUCACCUUUUACAUUUAAAAACCUGACUUCUACAGCUCUUGGUGAACAUAAAAACAUAAUUAAAUGAUUCAAUCAUUUGCAAAUAAAGUGUGGAAGAUGAGGUCUCCCUGUAGAUUAGUCUAAAACCUCUGUUUGGCUUCAGUCGUCGCGCUUCUCAGUGACUGAGGCCCUGAAACCCUGUUGACCUUGCGGUGUUUGGAAGAAUGGACUGCACUGAUGUGCAGCUGAAGGGGGGGUGGUGCCGGGACACUGGGUGCAACAUCACCCCUCCUGGACAAAGCUUUUAAGGCCGAGGAAGGGGGGAGAAAUGGAAAUUGAUAUUCUUCAACAAUAAUGUUCAAAUGAUACUGUUGAGAGGGAUUGGAAAUAGGGAAAAAAAGGAUAAUGAAGUACAGGUGUUCAGGUUCACGAGUCACUGCAGAGAUGAAGAAGCCGUGCACCAAUACUCACAAAUGAGAAACUCGGCCUCAGAGCCUUGGUGGAUUUGUUCACAUCUUUUAUUUAAACAGCCAAAUUCCCCCAGAGAUCCAUUUUGUCUAAUGAAGCCAAUGCCAGUAGGGAAAUCUACAAAUGCCUCACUUGACUUCAGGCAGUGGCUGAAUUUUCUAGCAUCCCAUAAAGCAAUUGCAGCUUUGUAUCUGUGAUCCUCCCUGUAUGUGCAUAUCUAGCCUUCACAGAGCAUGGACUGUGUGUGCUGGGACAAAACUCUUCUCUUUCUUCAAGUGCACAGAACGUAAAAUAGCUUCUGAGCACUGAUACAAUGUUCCUCCUCCUGUUUUCUGAAGUGUGUUGAACAUUUUAUGUAUCUAAAAGCAGGGACAACCAGAUUUGAAGUGCAUUUCAAAUGAUUCAUGACUUCUGUGUACAUGUAUAACAGGACAGAGGAUGCUAAAAAAAAAUCAAAAAGGAAUAAUAUGAAUACCCUUUUUUCAGAUGUGCUGUAGACCCC
Molecule: messenger RNA, 4457 nt
Organism: Monopterus albus (swamp eel)
Lineage: Eukaryota; Metazoa; Chordata; Actinopteri; Synbranchiformes; Synbranchidae
Gene: pkp2
Product: plakophilin 2
Exons: 13
Coding region: 167-2530 (787 amino acids)
Biological process (GO): protein localization to plasma membrane; heart development; cell-cell adhesion
Cellular component (GO): plasma membrane; cytoplasm; intercalated disc
Molecular function (GO): protein binding
Source: RefSeq, a predicted model, not a curated record